CUCGUUCGCAUUUGUGAAUCUUCUUGCAAUGUUUUUCUUCUUUUCUCCUCCCAUGAAGAAUACCAGACGCUCUUAGGGACCAUAAAGCUACAUACUUCUCACGUUACACCAACACCAAAGAAUCAUGGUUAUGAAAACCAUAACCAAGAGUUAUACGGUGGCAGCGGUUGCCUCGUUCAUCGUUCUGGUGACGUAUCUUGCUCUCUUCUCCUCUGUGUCUGAUCUUCAGUUGAUUCCUUCCCUAAGUUCCACUCAAGGCAUGUUGCAACAAACGUGGGAAUCCAGAACUAGAAGAGUCGACCAGGCCCCGCAAGAAAUAUUUUUUGCCUCCGCCACUGCUUGUGACCGUUCCAACACCGACUACGACUUCUGCUCAAUCAAGGGCACCUGUAGUCUUGACCAAACAACUGGAACUUUAGCUCUUGUGGACCCCACUUCCUCCAUGUCAGCACCGAUUGUCGAGAAGAUCAGACCAUAUCCAAGAAAAGCAGACAACUGGGUCAUGCCUAGAAUCAAAGAGCUAACACUUACCUCAGGCCCAUUGGGUCAUACCCGAUCAUGUGACAUAACACAUGAUUCUCCGGCUAUUGUGUUCAGCGCCGGAGGUUACACUGGAAACAUCUAUCACGAUUUCAUCGAUGGUUUCAUUCCGCUCUUCAUCACUGCCAAUAUAUUUUACCCCGACCACGAUUUCAUAAUUGUGGUAGCCAAUCCCAAAGAAUGGUGGAUGUCAAGAUACAUGGAUGUUCUAGGUGCGUUUAGCAAACACAAAACCAUAUUACUCAAGAAUGAAAAUGCUGCUUCUAUUACACAUUGUUUCACUUCAGCCGUUGUGGGCCUAAUUUCACAUGGGCCCAUGACAAUAGACCCUACCCGAUUACUCAACUCCAAAUCUUUAGUGGAUUUUCAUAAUCUUUUAGACAAAGCUUUUGACACAAAUCUAUCUACUUUCAAAACCCAAAAGCCUCGUCUAAUAUUGGUCAGUCGUUAUGGCAAAGUUGGUAGAGUGAUAUUAAACGAGGAGAAGAUCAAAGAGAUGCUUGAAGAUGUCGGCUUCGAGGUAAUCAUAUUUAGACCAUCAAAAACAACGAGCUUGAGAGAUGCAUAUAAUCUUAUAAAGUCGAGCCACGGGAUGGUCGGGGUUCAUGGUGCAGCAUUAACACAUUUGUUGUUUCUUAGACCCGGUUCCGUUUUGGUCCAGAUUGUUCCGCUUGGGUUAGGUUGGGUGGCUAAAACGUGUUUCGAAUCGCCGGCUAAGGCAAUGAAGUUUGAGUAUACUGAGUAUCGAGUGAGUGUGGGAGAAAGUAGUUUGGUGGAGAAGUAUAGUAAAGAUGAUCUGGUUUUGAAAGAUCCGAUUGCUUAUAGAGGAGUGGGUUGGAAUGCAACUAAAAUGAAUGUUUAUUUAAUAGAACAAGAUGUUAGAUUAGAUGUGAACCGGUUUAGGGAACAUAUGAAUAAAGCAUACGAGAAAGCUAAGUCUUUUAUGGACAUAGACGGUUAAUUCACGUUUAUGUUU
Raphanus sativus (radish) is the source of this 1516-nucleotide messenger RNA. RefSeq names its product xylan glycosyltransferase MUCI21-like. Gene Ontology annotation, molecular function: glycosyltransferase activity. The record is from RefSeq and is a predicted model, not a curated record. The transcript has 3 exons. Bases 125 to 1501 code for a protein of 458 amino acids. NCBI's taxonomy places the organism in Eukaryota, Viridiplantae, Streptophyta, Magnoliopsida, Brassicales, Brassicaceae.